AUGAAUGGCCGACUGUAUGACAGCCAUCAGAGCGAGCGCUCGGUGAGCAAUGUGGAACUCCGUGAGCGUGACCCCGAGCCAGUCAGCUACCUGGCUGGACUGGCUGGCAAGAAGAAGCGGGGAGAGGUGGAGGACGGCAAGAGAUCCUGCCCUCGCGCUAGCAUCCUGAUUGUCCCUGACGCCGGUAAUAUUGCAGGCAACAGUGCCGCUCACGUGCAAAAGAUGGAUAAAUGCCCGAGAGAAGGGGUGAUUCUGGAGACACAAUCGCAUCAUCUGUGGACUGAAGAUGUACGACGCGCCACGCAGAAGGAGACGAUGAAGACGGAAAAGGACGACGAAACCUGCCGCCGACAAGGCAUAUACGGUUAG
Molecule: messenger RNA, 369 nt
Organism: Histoplasma mississippiense
Lineage: Eukaryota; Fungi; Ascomycota; Eurotiomycetes; Onygenales; Ajellomycetaceae
Exons: 2
Coding region: 1-369 (122 amino acids)
Source: RefSeq, a predicted model, not a curated record